AUGCAAAGUCUUUUCCAUAAAGCUGACCAUGCUAAGGAAGGUGCAGAAUAUUGUGGGCGGCUCCUGUUUGAAGUGAAGACUACCAUGAGUACGGAGAAAAUUACUAAAGUGGAGGAUAUUGAUCUCGAAAAUAUUUCUAAUGUAGAGUGCUACACAUCCCAUAAGAAAUUCAACCUGGCAGCUGUUUUCCAUUCAGCCACUAUGCUGCCAAAAGUCAAAGACCAAGUCCAGUUUGAGGUCAGCAUGGGCAACUAUGGGAACAAGCUGGACUCUACGCAUAAGCCAGUGUCUUCCACCACACAAUAUAGUCAAGCUGUAUACGAUGGGAACUGCUAUUACUAUCUCCCAUGGAAUGACACCAAGCCAGUGGUAGCUAUGACUUUUGAUUGGGAGGAUACCACACACAGAAUGCAGGUUGUCAAUCUCCUGAUGAAUCUGCGUCAGACUAUGAUGAAUAAUCUUGAAGCUUUACAAAACACCAGCUCCAACAUGGACAUCAAGUGGAAAAUUCACCUAAAGGAAAUUACAACUGCUUGCCGACAAAUAAUCCCCUUGAUGGAAAGCCCAUACAACACUAAGUUGGAUGAACAGCUGUACAAGUUUCGUGCAUUUUUCUUACGGGAGAUGGCUGAGUCUUUAAAAAAGUUAAUGAAGAACCAUGAUCCUGCGUCUGAUCUUGUAACCCAACUGGAUGACUGGCUGCAUAGACUCACAGGAAUUAUAUAUGAGCCUCAGACUGGUCUGCCUGAUGUCUUCAUCUGGAUGCUGUUUAACAACAAGCGAGUAGCAUAUGCCCGUGUGAGCCCAGCAGACAUCCUGUAUUCCGACAACUCAAACUGCAUGGGUAUGAACUGUGGUACAUUACAGACCAUCUUUUUAAAGCAUCUACCAGGACAGGACAAUAACAUCAAGGUUCCUGUGCAGCUGCGGAUCAGAAUGUGGCUGAGCUUAGCAUCUGACAUUACAAACCUGGAGAAGCAUUUUACACUCCCAGGAAAAAUCUGUGUUUGUGCCGAAACUUAUGAGAACCAAAAAAAGUCUUGGGGCAAGUGGAGUUCAAAACUACGAUCCCACCCUCCAUAUUCUGAUAUCACAGGGAAAUUAAGUGCCCCAUGUGAAAUGUUCCAGCCUCCCCCAGGUUGGCAGUGGGAAGGAGAAUGGGGCAUUGAGCCACAGAGGAGGGUGCUAUUCAAGACUAGAACACUCGAGGGACCUUGUGUACCAACUCUCGCCCCCUUCACCUGUAAUCAGGAAUCUGAGACCGUUUCACCAUCUCAGUGCUGGGAGUACGCUAAAUCCAAGAAAUGGAGGUUUCAUAACAUCUGUACUCCCUCAGAUGUUUACAGAAGAAGACGCUGGAGGCGAGUAAUGGUGCCUCAGGAAGAGCAGGGAAUAAAUUCCCUAUUUCUACUCGAAGUAUCCAUGGAAUUAAAACUACUUGACGGUGAUGGUAGCAAAGAUGGCAACAGGCUUGUUGUUCGCAAUAACACCCCGAUAAUAUACUGUCUCUGUCAGGAUCCAACCUACUACCAGAUGAGAACUUACCUAUAUCAGGCCAAGAACCUCCGUUCUGCUGAUCCAGACAGCUAUUCAGAUCCGUAUGCACAGGUGGGAUUUCAGUACUUCAGCCAAUUUACCAAGACCAUGAGCUGCACUCAAGACCCAUUCUGGAAUGAGACAGUAGUCUUCAAUGAUGUCAUCCUCUACGAAGACCCUAAAGCUAUACAACUGGAGCCCCCUUGCAUUACUGUGGAGGUUUUUGAUAAGACUAAGAAGGGCAAUCAUAGCUUCUUGGGUAGAGCCAUAUGCUACCCUAGGGUGUUUAAUGACAUCACCAAGAGAGAGACUCCAAGACUCAAAUGGAUCCAGUUAAGAAAAGGCUAUACAACUGCUGGAAAGCUACUGGCAGCCUUUGAGCUCCUGCUGGAUAAUAAGCAAGGUAACUUGGACACAAUUGCAACACCACCCUGCAGUACAGAUGGAACCCUAAUGGUCCCGGAUGGAAUUUGCCCAGUUUUAAAGACCAUGAAACUUGAGAUUCUUGCCUGGGGUGUCAGGGAGCUAAAACCUUUCCAUCUGCUGGGUGUCCAAAACCCCAGCUUAUUGGUUACAUGUGGAGGGACAAAAAUACAGACACCUCCAAUCGAAGACAUCAGAGAAAAUCCAAAUUUCCCUUCUCCAUUACUUUCUAUGACAGUGGACCUCCCAGAGGAUGCAUAUUAUAUGCCAAAGCUUCUUUUAAAAGUCAUGGACAACAGACCCUAUGGCUACACACCCAUUAUAGGAGAAGCUUUUGUGAGGGACCUUAAUCGUUACAUCUGUAGUCCCCUGAGCAUUAUGCCCCCUACUGCUCAGUCAUCUAAAGUGGUACCCAUCAAGCACACAGUUCUGGAGAUUCCGGAUCUAGAAACACAGAUGGAACCUCAAGUAAGUGAAGUUGUUUGUUACAGGCGUCUUAUGACCGAUCUGUUAGUCCUUAAAGAAAUAUUAAACAGUCAGGCUGUAGAGUACGACUGGUGGUGCAAAUUCUAUGCAUCAGUUGGCGAGACCACCCGCAUUGGAGAUUACCUGCAGAAAGGUCAUGAUACCCUAAAGAUAUACGACAGAGAACUAGAAUCCAUUCCUGAGUUCCAGAGACUACAAGAUGUCUGCCAAACGUUCCACCUGCAGCGUUCAAGGCCUGUGGAAGAUAAUGAACAGGAUGAAGAAAAUAAGGACUUUGUGGUAGUUGGAGAAGUUAAGGCUUCAUUUAAGAUCUACCAAUUCAAUCAAGAUCUUGGAACACCUGACACAAUGUUUCCUUACAUUCCUGAACACAGACCUCAGCAGUGCCUGGUGCGCCUCUAUAUAGUGAGAGCUUUAAACCUGCCCCCUAAAGACAGAAAUGGCUUGUGUGACAGUUAUCUGAAGAUCUCACUGGGGGACAAGAAGUUCGACACGAGAAAGAACUACGUACCAGGGAGCUUAAAUCCUGUAUUUGGCAACUUGUUUGAGAUACCGUGCACCAUCCCCCUGGUGUCUAAAUUGAAAAUCACACUAAUGGAUUAUGAUAUAAUAACAGCAGACGAUAAGAUAGGAGAGACCUGCAUUGAUCUAGAAGACCGGCUUCUCUCUUGCUUUGGAGCUAACUGUGGGAUCCCACAAUCCUACAGUGUGUCAGGUCCUAAUAUAUGGAGACAUCAGUUACUUCCCUCCCAGCUGCUCACCAACAUCUGCAGCGUAAAGAGAUUGGGCCCUCCAAAGAUCUCGGAGUCUGGGGAGAGAAUCACCAUUGGCAACAUCACAACUAUGUUGUCCGAGUUCGAAACAAGACCUAAACCUAGCAAUUUGGGACCUCCCCAAGAACGCCAUUCAUUGUACAUCCGUAAAAUGGGCCAAGUACCGGAGCACGUGGAGACCCGGUCUCUAUAUCAUCAACUGAGACCGGGAAUCGAACAGGGAAAACUCCAGAUGUUCCUUGAUAUCUUCCCCUAUACCUUGGGACCUCCUGGACCAUCUAUAUGCAUAAGCCCAAGAGUUCCUGAAAAGUAUAUUCUUCGUUGCAUCAUAUGGAACACCAGCAAUGUAUAUCUUCAGGAGAGAAGCAUCUCGGGAGAACUGAUGAGUGACAUCUAUGUAAAGGGAUGGAUGGAUAGUAUGGAACAACAAAAGCAGCGCACAGAUAUUCAUUAUCGCUCGCUCGAUGGGUGCGGAAAUUUCAACUACCGCUUUGUCUUUGAUUUUGAAUAUCUAAAAGUAGACCACAUGUGUACUGUCACAGAGAAGGAGAACAUCUGGAAUAUUGACAGAGUCACCAAGCUAAUACCACCUAAGCUUAUAAUACAAAUCUGGGACAGUGAUCUUUUUUCCCCGGAUGACUAUCUUGGGAAAAGUGGAGGUGACUCUGGAAAUUUUGAGUGAGAAGAAAGCAAAAUUACAUCCGGCAGGAAAAGGGCAAGACGAGCCGAAUUUAAAUCCAAAGUUGGAUCCACCAAUCCGACCUAUAACAUCAUUUUUCUGGUUAACAAACCCACUAAAAGGAUUGAAAUUCGCCCUCAGUAAGAGAUUUCGCCGAUGCCUCAUUUUGUCAUUGAUAAUUAUGAUCGUAUUAUCUCUCCUCUUGGUUUUCAUCUAUA
This is a messenger RNA of Bombina bombina (fire-bellied toad), 4115 nucleotides long. Its product is annotated as myoferlin-like. The record is from RefSeq and is a predicted model, not a curated record. Gene Ontology annotation, biological process: macrophage activation involved in immune response; negative regulation of phagocytosis; plasma membrane repair. Gene Ontology annotation, cellular component: T-tubule; cytoplasmic vesicle; membrane. Lineage: Eukaryota; Metazoa; Chordata; Amphibia; Anura; Bombinatoridae. Gene Ontology annotation, molecular function: calcium-dependent phospholipid binding; calcium ion binding.